UAGUAUUACAGACCUCUCCAGACUCUCCUCCCAUCCUGGGCGCUCUCCUCUAUUGGCUGCCUCCUUUCCACGCUCACAUCCAAAUCAUAUAAACCUGGGGGCCUCACACCUUCAGCCGGGGUCAAAUUUCUCGGGCGAAUCGGAGCAGCCUCUCCGGGAAACGGAUCUUCACGAACCAAACACACAGUGGAGUCCAGCGCGACGCCGAGUCCCGCUCUCUGGAUGUAUACGGUUUUUCUGCGGCCUUUCUUUCCCCUCCAGAAUGAAGACGAUGUAAAACUCGGGGUCUGGACUCGUUGGUGAAUCCAGGAGGAUACAGAUUAAAGUCGUGAAUGAGUCCCGCUGGCUGCAGAUCCCCGAGCAGUGACCGUUUUGGGGCCGCAGCUGAGAGAGACCGAGGGCGCCGGACAACGCGGAAACUGCAGUGUUUGCUCCCCCGCUCGACAUGAACCUCAUCGGGGGCUACCAGCAUCACCACCACCUGAUGCACGAACCCUUCCCGUUCGUGCAGCGGUGUCACCAGGACGCGCCCUACUUCCAGAGCUGGGUGGUGAACCACGGCGAGGUGCCCCCGGACUUCCAGAUCCAGGCGCCCUACCCGGCCGCGGAGCUCGGGGCGCCAGGAGCGACGCACGACGCCCGGCUGGAGGGGCUGCAGGCGGGGAUGGGAAAGAGGAGAGCGUCGGGGCCGAAGAAGGAGCGCCGGAGGACGGAGAGCAUCAACACGGCGUUCGCGGAGCUGCGGGAGUGUAUCCCCAACGUCCCCGCGGACACCAAACUGUCCAAAAUUAAGACUUUACGCCUGGCGACCAGCUACAUCGCCUACCUGAUGGACGUCCUGGCCAAAGACUCCGGGGAGACGGAGGGCUUCAAGGCCGAGAUCAAGAAAAUCGAGAACCGGGAUCUGAAAAGGAAACGAGAUCUGACUGACGGGCUGCAGGACUCUUUAGGAGCCGAGAAGAAGGUGAAGGGCCGGACCGGGUGGCCGCAGCAGGUCUGGGCUCUGGAGCUCAACCAGUGACCCCCUCCCUCCUCCUCCUCCUCCUCAUCCUCCUCAUCCUCCUGCUCUUCAUCCCUAAAACCGAUUCAGAGACUCUGGAUCAGAUUGUUUUGUUUUUUUUUUAAAAACCACUGACUGACUGAACUUGAACACACCGCUGUGCACGUGCAAUGAUGCGCAAAAAAAAGGGGGAGAGAAUGAAAGGUGAACUCAAACUGCGGACGCAAACACCGCGGUGGACGCUCGUUUUGUUGACCCUCGUUUCUCCCGGUGUGGUUUCUGAAGUCCACUCACAGAUCUGACUGUAGGUGUUUGAUAUUUGUGGUAUUUCUGCUUUGUUGAUGUUUCCACCCCUCCAGUACUGGAGACCACAUGUUGCCAUUGUGUCAAAAAACAUCUGUCUCCCCCUGAAGAAAACGUGUUGACCUGGUGUGGUGGCUGUUUCCCACUAAUCUGAUGCCGCUGAAGCAGAAACAGAAUAAAUGAUGAUAAACGA
Seriola aureovittata is the source of this 1496-nucleotide messenger RNA. Its product is annotated as heart- and neural crest derivatives-expressed protein 1-like. Bases 446 to 1021 code for a protein of 191 amino acids. NCBI's taxonomy places the organism in Eukaryota, Metazoa, Chordata, Actinopteri, Carangiformes, Carangidae. The record is from RefSeq and is a predicted model, not a curated record. Gene Ontology annotation, biological process: heart development; regulation of transcription by RNA polymerase II. The transcript is spliced from 2 exons. Gene Ontology annotation, molecular function: RNA polymerase II transcription regulatory region sequence-specific DNA binding; protein dimerization activity; DNA-binding transcription factor activity, RNA polymerase II-specific.